CCAACCUGCUCCACGAAUACAUAGGUCCACCAUCACAGUGCGUGGAUGGGGAUAGUGAAUAGUGGAUUUCAAAAUGAAGAUUCUAGUGGUACUAUUGCUUGCCGCAUGUGGCACAGCUCUCGCAGCUAAACUCUCAACGCCUCCGAAAGCUCUGACACCAUCGUUCCUGAACAGGUUGCGCAGUGCAACGGUCGGCUUGAAGCCGUCGCAAAGGAAUGCGAAUAUCACGGAGGAGUUUUUCACUACCGAGGUAGACCACUUCAACAAUCAGGACCUGACAACAUGGAGCAACCGCUAUUUGGCGCUGAUGGAUCACUUUGUUGAGGGAGGACCGAUGCUGAUCUUUCUUACCGGCGAUGCACCGCUCGAUCCUUCCAUGAUCGACGAUGGUACUCUGAUUAACGAAAUGGCGCGUGAUUUGGGCGGCGCAGUCUUUGCGCUCGAAACGCGAUUCUACGGCAAAAGUCAACCGGUGGGCGAUCUUACAGUGGAGAGUUUGCGAUUACUCAACACCGAUCAGAUCUUGGCUGAUGUGGCCGACUUUGUAGUGCAUCUGCGCCGCACCGUGAUCAAUAAUCCAUUCGCCCAUCCACUGGUAACAGGUACCGGGCUGGGCGGUGGUUUGGCUACCUGGUUCCGGGUUAGGUACCCGCAUCUGGUCGAUGCUACUUGGUCUUCAAGUGGGUAUAUACAGGCGGUGUUUGAUUUCCAGGAGUUCUCGUCGGGCUGGGCCGAAACGGCAAUCACGGUGGGUAGCAAUGAGUGCUACAAUCGCAUCUUCAUUGCAUUCCACGUAGCGCAGAACUUGAUCGAUGCCGGGUUCGGGGAGGUACUGUACGAGAAGUUUAAUCUGUGUAGUCCGAUCGAUUCGGAGGAUCGUAUGGCCGUGGCUUACUUCUUCAGCGUGCUGAUGACAUCGAUCGAGCUGUACACACUACGCAAUGGAAACGUCGAUGAGUUUAAGACAGUUUGUGAUGAUAUUACAAACAACGACUCUACGACCUCGCUGGAUGCGUUCGCGAACUGGUUUAAUCAACAGUUCGUCUCUGAUGCCGGGUGCAUCAUAGUGAGUUUCGAUCAGUUCAUUGAAACGCUCAAAGAAACGUCCGCAUCGACAGAAAUCAGUAUGGCUGGCGAACGGCAGUUCCUGUACCAACAGUGCACCGAGUACGGGUGGUUCAUUACGACCGAUUCUGACUUGCAACCAUUCGGUGAGCGGGUGACGAUGGAACUAUACCUCGAGAUGUGCCGGCGCGUCUUCGGCGACUGGAUAUCGCUCGAGCUGAUGUUCCAGUCGACUACGCGCAUGAACGAACGGUUCGGCGGCGAUAGGCCGAACGUGAUGCAGAUCCACUUUACCAACGGUGCGUUUGAUCCGUGGCGCUAUUUGAGCGUAGUGUCCGAUCUGAAUGCGUACGCACUAGCUGAUGUGAUUCCGGGCGAGCUGGCGGGCGCUGACCUGGGCGCCAUCUCGGAGGAAAACGAUUCCACCGAGCUGGUUGAGGUGAAGCGUCGUCUGAAGGAACUGCUGGAAAGCUAUCUAUUCCCGUUCAAUCCACGAUAAAGCGAUAACGAUAAGGCGUGUUUGGAAGAUGUUCUUAUAAUAAUAUACAACGACGCAGUACUACGGGUA
This is a messenger RNA of Anopheles gambiae (African malaria mosquito), 1633 nucleotides long. Its product is annotated as putative serine protease K12H4.7. NCBI's taxonomy places the organism in Eukaryota, Metazoa, Arthropoda, Insecta, Diptera, Culicidae. Gene Ontology annotation, biological process: proteolysis. The record is from RefSeq and is a predicted model, not a curated record. The coding region runs from base 74 to 1564 and encodes 496 amino acids. Gene Ontology annotation, molecular function: serine-type exopeptidase activity; dipeptidyl-peptidase activity. The transcript has 3 exons.